UAGCGGCCCGGCUCGCAGCAGCGGCGGCGGGCGGCGUGGCCUCAGUUCUCCUCCGGACCCCGCGCCGUGAGCGUCCACAGCCGAGAGCAGGCGAGUUCGCGAACCGACGCCGCCGCCGCACUCCCGCGUGUUCCGUGAGCCAGCCAGCCGCCACCGGACGGAAAGCCAGCGAGCCAUGUCGUGCUGCGACUGGGCGUGGCGCGUGCUGGGACGCGCGGGGCUGUCGCGCUGCGCCGACCCGGACGCCGUGGUGCCGCUGGAGGCGGCGCUGCGGCCGCGCCCCCAGGUGCUGGCGCUCUUCUUCCUGCCCGCCGGGGGCGGCGCCGCCCCCGAGGACCACGGCGUCUUCACGGCGCGCCUGCUCGACCUGUACCGCCGCCUCAACGACGAGCCGGCCGGCGCGGAGGAGGAAGCCGGCGCCGCCGCCGCCGACUCGGCCGCCCCCGACACCAAGCGGCUGGAGGUGGUGCAGGUGCCUCUCACCAACGUGGACACGGCCGCCGUCGCGCUCCAAGACGCCGAGCUGGCCUUCCGCAAGGCCGCCGCCGAUCUGCCCUGGCUGGCCGUGCCCUUCCACGACAUGCACAGGAAGGCGCGGCUGUGCCGGCGCUAUCGCGCGCGCUCGGGCUGCCCGUCGCUGGUGCUGCUGGAGGGCGGGACGGGCCGCGUGCUGUCUGCGGCGGCGGGCGAGCACCUGCUGCGGGACCCCGAGGGCCGCGGCUUCCCCUGGCGGCCGCGCCCCGUCUCCCACGUCCUGCACGCCGCCGCGCUCGUCGCCGCCGACGGCAGCUCCACCGCCUUCCGGGACGUCGACGCCACCAUCGCCGGGCUCUACUUCUCCGCGCACUGGUGCCCGCCCUGCAAGGCGUUCACGCCGCAGCUGGUGGAGACCUACCACAAGGUGCGCGCCCGCGGCCAUCGCUUCCAGGUCAUCUUCGUCAGCUCGGACCGGAGCGCCGAGAGCUUCGAGUCCUACCUGUCGACGAUGCCGUGGCUGGCGGUGGCCUACGAGGAGGCGGAGACGCGCCGGGAGCUGGCGGCGCUGCUGCGCGUCCAGGGCAUCCCGGCGCUGGUGCUGCUGCACGCCGCCGACGGCAGCGUCAUCACCGACGACGGCCGCGCGCUCGUCAACGACGACCCGGACGGGCUGGAAUUCCCAUGGCAGCCAAAGUUGGUGAACAUCUUGACAGAGAGGUAUGCUGCAAGAAUACAUGACCAUCCAGCUAUUAUCCUAUUUGUUGAGGGGGAAGAAAGUGAAAUGGAGUUUGCCGAAGCUGUUCUGUUGCCUGCAGCUGAGGAAUAUGAUGCAGAGCACCGGCUUGAUGACACUGAAGAUAGACUCCAGUUUUUCAUUGGUUAUGAUAGUGAUACGAGUGACUUGCUCCGUGAGCUGGUGGGCAUUGAUGAUGCUGUACCCCUACUUGCUGCUGUGGACAUUCCUAGUGGAAGACUGGCGGUUAUGGAAGAUGGUGCUGAGAUAACUGAGGACUCUGUCCGGCAGUUUGUUGCAGCUUUCUGUGAUGGCUCUUUACCUACUGUUGAUAUAGGAUCUCCACAGGAUCAGGAAGAGGGACAACUUGUAGAGAUAGGGCAGUGUUAGAAGUAGAAUCAGCAAAAAACCUUUUGGAUACACAAUGUAACUACAGAUGUAACUGAAUCGUGUGACUUUGAGCUGAGUAUUCCAGAGGCAAGUAAAUCAGAUCAACAGUAAAAUUAUGCUGCAAGAAAAAGUACAUAGGAUUAAUGGACAGCACUUCAUAAGAUUUUCUUACAAAUACUGGAUUAUACUGCUCUAUAAGCUUAUCUUAACACUCUUUGACAUAUGAAAAUUACAGUAAAAUGUCUUUCACAAUAAAAUGAAAGAAUUAAGCUUAGACAGUAGUACGGUAACAUGGCAAAAUGAAUAAGGCAUGUUUCGGUAAUCCAAAAUUCAGUCAAGUUUAUUUUUAAUUACAGCAGAAUGAGGUCGAUGAUAAUUAAUGGCUGAAAUGCAGUUAAAUGACAAAAAAUUGUUUCUCUUUCUUAGGAAUAAUAAGGUAUAUUAACGCCUUUGGUAAGCAAGGAAUCAUAGUAAUAAAUCCAGAGUAAACUUUCAGUAACAUUAUAAAACUUUAGUUAUUUCAUACCACAAACAAGAAGACUAUUUAAACAAUGUAGCCCAUAAUUAUAAAAUUGCAAAUGUUAACAACAGAUACAGUAUUUUAAAAUGUUUAUUUUAAUGAAUUCUUUUAUAAAUGAACCAAAAUAUAUGUACCAAAGAUAUCUAUAAAGGAUGCUAUAGCACUGUCAGUGAUAUUAGCUGCUGUCUUCUACAUUCAUGUUGCAUCAUGAUUUUCAAAUGAGAUAUUUCAGACAUAGUUGUAGCCAUCUUUCAGUUUUCUACAUGAAUGGGACUCCAUGACAUUUGUAAGGAAUGGAAUAAAAGUAUCAUCUUUAAAAUGAAGUUAUUCCCUUUCCUGAUAAUUAACGUAAGGCUACAGUAUGCUGCCAUAAGUUCAAAUAAUAGAAACCACCUUAAAUUAUCAUCCUUUUUAUAUUCAGUAACACAGAUUAAAUCUAUAUACACUUUUUUUGUACAUAUAACUGCAAAUAAACUUGUGAUGUGCAUCCUGAAUAUUUAGAUGAGUGAGAGAUAAAAGAAAAUGUGUCAUGCUGGGUCAUCUGAGGAUUAACAUUUCAUGCUGGGCAUGACUCAGACCUAUAGGUUUUUACACGUAACUAUACAGAUGGCUCCAUCAAUUUUCAGACUAAUUUGUCUUCAAAUAUGGCUACACAUAGGUCAAAACAGGUUGCUAACAUUAGUAAGUGUGAAAUACUUUGUUGCAUAAAGUUAUUAAAUAAAUGUUCAAUAAAAUAAGAGCUGCCCUGAAGAAACCUUUUUACACGUUGCUUUCAAAUUAAGAUCUGUUGCAUGUCAGGAAUUUUACAGGAGAAGGUAAGUGACUGAAGAUUUAGGUAGCAGCAUAUUCAUAUCUUUCUGAGCUGAAGUCAGUUAUAAUGAAAAGUGAUAAAUAUGAAUUUGACUUUUAUGCAUAUAAAAUGCAGAAUGUUCCACUUUAUUUCAUAAUACGGUAUCAUCAGCAAUUUUUCUUCUUUAGGGCCAGCAACGUAACAUAUGUCUGAUGACGACAUGAUUAUUAGAAUAGAUGCACUAAACAGCUGCUUAUAAUAAGUAAUCUAUAUUCAUGACAGACUGUUUC
Messenger RNA from Schistocerca gregaria, 3200 nucleotides. Its product is annotated as nucleoredoxin-like. The transcript is spliced from 7 exons. The coding region runs from base 176 to 1600 and encodes 474 amino acids. NCBI's taxonomy places the organism in Eukaryota, Metazoa, Arthropoda, Insecta, Orthoptera, Acrididae. The record is from RefSeq and is a predicted model, not a curated record.